AUGAAGGAUGCUUGGGAGUUUUCUGACAGUUCUAAGUUAGGUAACGCAUCAGGACUUAUAGGAACGGGUUUAGCUUUCAAGAGUGUUGAAGCACAAAAGAAGUGUAAACCUACAUUUAUUUUCACUGACAAAAAUUUUAGUACAGUAUCACCAAGUGUCGCAUCUGACCUUGUCUAUUUAAUAAGAGUGAUACCUAGAACAAAGGUACCGGAACAUGCAGAACCAAUACAAGAAAUAAGGAAAUAA
Debaryomyces tyrocola is the source of this 246-nucleotide messenger RNA. The record is from the annotation of a GenBank genome assembly. NCBI's taxonomy places the organism in Eukaryota, Fungi, Ascomycota, Pichiomycetes, Serinales, Debaryomycetaceae.